AUGGCAAUGGAGGCAGCGGCGGCGGCACCACGCCCACGUCACACUCUCACCGCCGUCGUCGCGCUGGCGGCGGCGCUCCUUGUCUUCGCCCACGGCGUCGUUGCCGUGACGCCGCCACGUGCCGUCGCCCCCGCCGCCGCCGUGCGGCCCUGGGUGGCGCGCCUGCAGGUCCUGCACGACCUGUCAACGACCUCCCUCGACGUCGACGGCGGCGCCGGCGCCGGCGAGCAGCAGCAGGGCGGGGGUGGGUUCGCGGAGUGCUGGGGCGCGGUGAUGGGGCUGAGCUCGUGCUACAGCGAGAUCCUGCUCUUCUUCGUCAACGGCGAGUCCUACAUCGGGCCCGAGUGCUGCGUCGCCAUCCGCGGCGCCACGCGAUACUGCUGGCCCGCCAUGCUCGCCUCCGUCGGGUUCACCGCCGAGGAGGCCGACGUCCUCCGUGGAUUCUGCGACGGCGAGGAGGCCUCACACCAGCUGGGAGGCACGCCGCCGCCCGUGCCCGCUCCCGGACGGGGAGCCAGGCGGCUGUGA
Messenger RNA from Miscanthus lutarioriparius, 528 nucleotides. The record is from the annotation of a GenBank genome assembly. Lineage: Eukaryota; Viridiplantae; Streptophyta; Magnoliopsida; Poales; Poaceae.